CCCAACACACACACACAGACACUCACAGAAUAAGAAGCACUGAAACACAUUAUCACUUCUGAUGUGUGUGUGUGUGUCUCAUGAGCCAGCUCAGCUCUGAGGGACAUUUGUAAUUAAGCGGUACAACUGAUCUCAUUGAUAUUUCAGAUUAGCACUGUCUGCAGGGCUCCCCUGGCCCGGCGUUCUGGAAGAGUCUCUGACCGACACAGGAUUGAGACGGCACUUUGAGUGAGUGAGGUUGAUGAUGAUGGUGAGCGACGACUGCCUGGUGGAGUGUAAGAUCGACGAUGAAAGCGAUGAAGAACAGAUGAACACACCUCCUCCUCCUCCUGAGUUUGCAUCCAAAGCCUCGACACCCGUGGCCUUACCUCCGACCCCUCCCAUUGCCCCUCCCACGGCCCCUCCCACAGCCCCACCCACGGCCACACCCACCCGCACCAUCAACAGGGACCCAUAUGGCAUAAACCUACAUCUUAAGGUGGAGGUCAGUGACGUACUGGCGGAGCCGGCCUCACCUCGCAGCAUAGACCAGGUGUGGCGUCACAGUGUGGCUGGCUUUGAGACGACUCGGAUCUGGACGUACCGCUGCCUCUCCUCGCUGCUCGCCGUGCCCUUGGCUCUCGUCUGUGGUGUCUUCCUGGCUGUUCUCGCCUGUCUACACGUCUGGUUUGUGGUGCCUUGUCUGCAGCUGAGCAACACGUUCCUUCCAUGUUUACGGUCUCUGUGUAUGUGUGCUGUGAAUACUUUCAUAUCUCCCUUCUGCACGUCUUUGGCUCUCUGCUGCAGUCAAAUCGCCAUUUCUCUGUCGAACAAGGACUGGCAUCAAAUGAGAGACAAAGGGACUGUAUAAAUGGGAGACACAACAAAUUAUAUCGAGUGAGUGAGAGGAAUUAGUGUGUUUUUUAAAUGUAAAUUGGCAUAGGUAAAUGCAAUUUGAAAUGUUUUCUAUAUAAAGGCAAUUUAUAACAAAUAUGUGUAUUAUUAUGAUAAUUAUUCAGGUUUUCUCUCACCAGUGAACAAGGGGGCAGGGGCGGGUCGCACCCCUCUAUGAAAGUCUGCAAUUUAAAAAAAGACACCAUGCCAUACCAUCAACCCCCCUUCUCCCUGCCCCCAUUUCCCCCCACUUUUUAUGAUUAUUGAAUUAUUAUUAUAAUAUUAGAUUAUUACUUUUACUGUUGUGGUUGUUGCAUUAGUGUACGACUAUGAAUAGAUUUUACAAACAUUUGCUAA
This is a messenger RNA of Pungitius pungitius (ninespine stickleback), 1230 nucleotides long. It is a transcript of the gene cav4b, whose product is annotated as caveolin 4b. Gene Ontology annotation, molecular function: molecular adaptor activity. NCBI's taxonomy places the organism in Eukaryota, Metazoa, Chordata, Actinopteri, Perciformes, Gasterosteidae. The record is from RefSeq and is a predicted model, not a curated record. The transcript is spliced from 4 exons. The coding region runs from base 242 to 850 and encodes 202 amino acids. Gene Ontology annotation, cellular component: focal adhesion; caveola; sarcolemma. Gene Ontology annotation, biological process: regulation of cytosolic calcium ion concentration; caveola assembly; cell differentiation.